AUGUCCGCUUCACUCCCACCACCCCGUCGCAUCGUAACGUCCAACUUACCCAUUCCAGUACAUCUAUCUGCAGGAAAGACACCAGAACCGGCUGUCGAAGUACUUGUCGAAGAUCUUGCACAGAUUGAAGAGUUGGGUGGAAUUAUUUGCCGCGGAACUGUUUUCACGCACGAGAACAUUCCAACCAGCAACGACGGAAGGGACGUCAUGCCUAGAGAGAUAACCAACGGAGGACUGGUUCUUCCAAAUGGAGCAAACAUCAGGUUUAAUGAUGUUGCACCUGGACAGGUGGUCCCGAUGCAUCGCACUCAGUCAACCGACUACGAUAUCAUUCUAAAUGGAUCUAUUCAUCUACUCACUCCCUCCGUCGCGUCUGAUGGCACAUUGACCUCGAUCCAAGAGACUGUCUGUAACGCUGGAGAUGUUGUGUUCCAGAGGGGCACUAUGCACGCAUGGGAGAAUAGGUCAUCAGAGUGGGUUAGAUGGGUUGCGAUUCUGCUUGGAGCUGAGCGGAAUCAAGUUGAGGUUGAAGGCAAAAUUGAAGAGAAAGUUAUUUUGAAGGAUUUCUUUGGAAAGUAUAUAGGCGAUGAGGCUUAA
Messenger RNA from Mollisia scopiformis, 597 nucleotides. RefSeq lists its product as uncharacterized. Bases 1 to 597 code for a protein of 198 amino acids. The transcript is spliced from 3 exons. The record is from RefSeq and is a predicted model, not a curated record. NCBI's taxonomy places the organism in Eukaryota, Fungi, Ascomycota, Leotiomycetes, Helotiales, Mollisiaceae.